AUGGCCCCCGCGGGGACUCUGCGCUGGCAGCCUCAACAGGGGAUGCUGCCGAGUCCAGGGGGCUGGAGGGAGGAAUCUGCAGCUAGCGGACAUGAGAUGGCGCUGGCUCCCAAGGGCAGGAAAAAAACAGCAUUGGCCAGCGUUUUUCUCAGCUGCAGGAGAAAAAUUUUAAAGCCAUGUAAGUUGUCCAGUGCCAUGAUCAUGUUUGCUCAGCAUGUGCAAGGAGGCACGUUUGGCAAAGCCCUUAAAAUGGCUGAAGACGUCACAGACCUUGCCAAAAAGUGCGCUGCUGCAGCCAGAGGCAACCCGGAUUGUCUGAAGCCUUUGGACAGGAUUUUCCUCGAUACAAUAUGCCAGGAGGAAAAUCUUCCCAGGUUUACCGAUUGCUGUGCUAAAAAGGAUCCUGAAAGAAAUGACUGCUUCCUUUCCCUUAAAAACUCAUCGAGAGGAUUCAUUUCUCCUUUUGAAAGGCCAAAUGCUGAAGCCGCCUGCAAAAAUCAUUCACAGCAUCAACAUUCUUUAACAGGAUAUUUUAUCUAUGAGAUUUCCAGAAGGCAUCCUUUCCUCUACGCCCCAACAAUCCUUUCUGUCGCUACCCGGUAUGACGAGAUGAUGAAGAACUGCUGCGGAAAGGCUGAAGACCCCACUCAUAACCUGGAGGAAUGCUUUCGGAGACAGGCACCAAAGGUAGUGAAGCCAGUAAAAGAAGACGGCCUGAGGCAGGAACACACAUGUGGAAUCUUGAAGAAGUUUGGAGAAAGGACCAUAAAGGCUCUGAAACUUGCUCAGAUAAGCCAAAAAUUCCCUAAAGCCGAUUUCGUUACUGUCAACAAACUUGUGAUGGAUAUUGCUAACAUGCACAAGGACUGCUGUCGUGGAGAAAUGCUGGACUGUAUGCACGAUAGGGAAGAGAUUCUACACUAUGUCUGCACCAACCAAGACAUCCUAUCAAGUAAAAUUAAGAAGUGCUGUGAAAAGCCUCUGUUACAAAGAAGUGAAUGCAUAGUUAAUGCAGAAAAUGACGACAAACCUGCAGACCUGUCCCCCCACGUCAGGGAGUUUAUAGAAGACAAAGGAGUAUGUGAACGUUUUGCUCAGGAAAAAGACGCACACUUAGCCAGGUUUCUGUAUGAGUAUUCCAGGAGACACCCUGAAUUUUCUGCUCAAAUGCUUUUAAGAAUUGGUAAAGGAUAUGAGGACCUACUGAAAGAGUGCUGCAAAACCGGUGCUCCAGACAACUGCUUCAGCAGAGGGGAGGAAGAACUGAAGAAACACAUUUAUGAAACUGAAAGUGUCAUGAAGACAAGCUGCGACAUUUACAAGGAGAAAGGAGAUUACUAUUUCCAGAACGAGUAUUAGCUGAUAAAAUUCACCAAGCAAAUGACUGCAGUUGGCUCCAAGUGCUGCCAGUUAAGCCAGGACAAGCUACUGCCUUGUGCCGAGGAAAAUGUGAGUAUUUUGUUGGAUCUCGUGCUUGGAGAAAUAUGUAGAAGACACCUGACCGACCCUAUAAACCCAGGAGUUUGCCACUGCUGCAGUAGCUCCUACGCUCUCAGGAGGCCGUGCAUGGGGAAACUAGAAAUUGAUGAGAAUUAUGUGCCCUUAUCAUUGACUCCUGGUCUGUUCACUUUCCAUGAAGACCUGUGUACAACUGAAGACGAAAAGUUACAGCACAAGAAGCAGGAGUAAGACGUGCCUCUUUUACUCUGUUACCCCUGCGGCUUGCUUCGCUUUUCUUGCAGAAUGCUGAUCAACCUCAUCAAAUACAAGCCCCAGAUCACCCAGGAACAGCUGACCUCCGUCACGGCGGCCUUUACUGCCAUGAGGGAACAGUGCUGCAAGGAAGAGAACCGUGAGGCGUGUUUUGUGAAAGAGGUAUCAUUUCUGUUUUCACCCAUACGUUCUGAAUCAGAACGGAAACAUGGAGUAUACGCAAAAGCGUAA
Pygoscelis adeliae (Adelie penguin) is the source of this 1944-nucleotide messenger RNA. Its product is annotated as alpha-fetoprotein-like. The record is from RefSeq and is a predicted model, not a curated record. Gene Ontology annotation, cellular component: blood microparticle; cytoplasm. The transcript has 13 exons. Lineage: Eukaryota; Metazoa; Chordata; Aves; Sphenisciformes; Spheniscidae. Gene Ontology annotation, biological process: transport.